UUCGAUCAAAUAUAACCGCAAAACAAGCCGCAAAAAUAGUGUUUGUUUUUCCAUUUCAAUGCAAAUCAACACCAACCAAAAGUACAAUCUCUCAAAAUAUCUACAUCAUCAAAAUAUUUCUGUCGAGCACAAAAUCUUUGGCAAAUUUGUCGGUUAUUCAAUUCAAUUAUUAUUUCAAACCGCAACCAUCAAAUUCAAAUUGACAAAUAGUUGAUCAACACAAGUCAACUCUAUUUUCAAAUUGUUCUAAACAUAGAGAUGGCAAUCGACGUGAACAAGAUCAAAGUAUUGGGAAACCUUUUGAAUCCCAGCUCGGGUAAAAAGCCAGUGACCGGCAAGAAAUGUCUGGUAUUGAUACGUAGUGAUGAUGAAUCGCUGGAUAAAUCCGUAUUGAAACGUUCAAUAACAUGCCAAGUGGAAGGACCAACCAAACCUGAAGUAUUAUGGUCAACGGCUAUUGCUGAACCGGAUAUCGAUGAACGAACCGUCGUUGGAUACUUUGUGCCAACUAAACCCGGUAAACAUAGACUGACAGUCAAAUGUCAAGGUAAAAAACUGCCCGGAUCACCAUUCGAAUAUGAUGUUAUCGGUGAUUGUUUAGACAUCGAAAAACUAUUGCAAAAGGUGAUAGUGUCCGGACGUGGUUAUGAAUUGGGCAAAGCAUUCACCUAUAAUCAAUUCGUCGUCGAUUGCAGUAUGGUACAGCCACCAUUAGGCAAUCUAAAAGUUCACGUGAAAGGACCAGAAAGAGCUGCGGCAAAUCUAUCCAUAAUAGACAAUGAAAAUGGUACAUUUACUAUCAGAUACAAGCCUACGUCACCCGGCAUCUAUACUAUAAAUGUUAAAAUUGCCGAAACUGACAUACCUGGGUCACCGUUUCAGGUUCGGGUUACCGAAUUUCUAUCAUCAUAAUUUUUCAUAUUCAUUUCUCUUAUUCAUUGUUUAUCCAUGCAAAUAAAUUCAACGAAAAUAUCUAACACCAUUGAUUGCAUCUCACUAUUUCGACUU
Molecule: messenger RNA, 1008 nt
Organism: Dermatophagoides pteronyssinus (European house dust mite)
Lineage: Eukaryota; Metazoa; Arthropoda; Arachnida; Sarcoptiformes; Pyroglyphidae
Product: filamin-A-like
Biological process (GO): actin cytoskeleton organization
Molecular function (GO): actin filament binding
Source: RefSeq, a predicted model, not a curated record